UCCAAGCACAGCGAGUCAUUGGGUCGUGGUUUCUGCCUAGCAUGAAGAUAUAGUGCUUACGGCGACAGCAACACAUGGAUUAUCAAGCAGUGAUCGGUUUGUGAUCGGCAGUGGGUUUGAAGGAUUCAAUCCCUUGCAGACUAUAAUUACGUAUAUAAAUGUUCACACAUGACUGUUCGCUGGUUCCGAUGGUGGUUGAUCUUUACAACCACACUGCUUGGUUGAUAUUUCACCACAUUGCAUGCCAAUAUGUCUUCAUACAGCCUUCCCACCCCCCGGCGGAUCGUCAUAUCCAACGCUACGAAAGACCUUGCUGGACACGGCAGUGGAAAUGAACCGGCGGUCGAGGUAGUCACAGAGGCUGUCGAGGCUGACGAGAUCUUUGGAGGGGUUAUGAAAAGAGCCAACAUUGGGACGAUCACAAUCCCUGCGACCAACGACGGACCCCAUACCACAGUUGCCGCUCCUGGUGCAGGCGUUGUCCUGCCUGGCGGCGCGAACCUUUACUUCCUAGAUCUGGCCCCGGGAUACACUACUCCUAUGCAUCGCACAGUUUCUAACGACUACCUGAUUGUCCAAACCGGCUCUCCCGUUCUAAUUACGCCGGCCUCUUCGUUUGACGCUAAGGAUGGCAGAGGCAGUUAUACAGAGACUGUUGAGACUGUCUGUCACCCUGGCGAGGUUGUCAUCCAGAGGGGUGCAAUGCAUGCUUUGUCGAACCGAGGCGAUACUUGGAUUCGUCUAUUUGCGAUUGUGUUCGAUGCGAAGACCCAAAAGAUUGAGGGAAACGAUGGAAAACCGGCCGUAUCUCUAGGAGAGUUGUGGCUGCAGUGAGCUAGAUGUGUAUAGCAGACUCAGCUAAAUGUCAAGCUUCGCUAGGGGUGUCGGUAGCAUGGGACAAAUGGGUCGUAUUCUUGGGCGAGGACUUUGUCAGCAAUCGAUUUGAUAGUUUUACCGUUGUGGAUACAGUAGACCUUGAUGGGCGAGAAGGGAAAGAGACAAAAUUUUGGGAGCUUGGAUUUGAGGUUUCUGCGUAAUGGCGAUCUGUUGCACCUACCAUAGGUACCUAGG
This is a messenger RNA of Phialemonium atrogriseum, 1071 nucleotides long. RefSeq lists its product as uncharacterized. The record is from RefSeq and is a predicted model, not a curated record. The coding region runs from base 250 to 834 and encodes 194 amino acids. The transcript has 4 exons. Lineage: Eukaryota; Fungi; Ascomycota; Sordariomycetes; Cephalothecales; Cephalothecaceae.